AUGACAAGAAGGAGGAUGGUAGAAUCGUCAAGUCAGCACCCGAAUAUUUCUAAUGAUGAUAUACUAUCGUCAUUCUUUAUUAACUCAUCGGAGGAAGAGAUUAAGAAAUCUAGUAAUCAAGCAGUAUCCCUUUCAACUGCAGGUAUUAGAGCUUUAGUAUAUCAAUUACAAGCCUUGUAUUUAAGAACGCCAGUGAAGUUAUUCAGGCCCUCAAGAUUUGAUUAUCUAGCCUAUGUUAGGGCUAUGGCUGAUAAACAUGAUGACUUGAGCUUAAAACCAUGGAGAUUUACUACACAUUCAUCAUUGGCGAUGUUGAUUAAUACCAUCAAGAAAGAAGGUUGGAGAUUCAUCCCUGACCAGAUUUUACCUCCAUUAUUAGCCAAUUCAGCUACAGGGAUCAUUUUAUACAGUAGUUAUUUAACAGCCUUGGAUUAUUAUGAUAACAAUAGAGAUAAAAACAUCAAAGCCAAAAUUAAAGGGGAGUUUAAUUAUUCUCCUAUAGAUACUUGGAGAGCUGGGUUUAUUGCGGGAAUUGCCCAAUCAUUAGCAGCAGCUCCAAUAGAUGCCAUUUAUGCUAGAUCAACCACCUCAGAAAUCAUCAACGGUAACCAUCAAAAUUUAUGGAUUUAUGGAUUCAAAAAAUUACAAGAAAUUGGAUUAACAGGAGUGUUUGCAGGUUACGGAUUCUCUUUGAUCAAGGAAAGUAUUGGAUUUGCAUUUUACUUUUCAACUUUCGAACUAGUUAAAAACCAAGCUUAUGGAUUAACUUUCAAUUCAAUCAUAACUUAUAGGAAGUUCAAACGUUAUUUAAGACAAAAAUUUGCCAACAUUGGAUAUUAUGAAAUCGAUGAAGAGCUUAUAAAUUUAGAAGAGAAAAGACUGACUAAGAUCUUGAGAUCAACUUUUGUAUUAUUAGCAGGGGCAUCAGCAGCAUUUUCAUUAUUAGCAGUUCAAUAUCCAAUAACAAAGAUCCAAAAUUUACACUUGUCAAGAUUGGAAACUUUAGAUAUUUACAAUUCUUCAAGAAGAGUGAAGAAACCUUUUGUUAAAGUGUAUUAUAAUUCGUAUAUUGAUACCUACUAUCAAGUAAUGAAGAUAAAAUCCAAAUCUAAACUAACAUGGUUUGAACUAAGUUACAAGGGAUUUGUAAGGAAUGCAUUAUCUACAAUUCCUGCAACAUCCAUAGGGCUAUUGGUGUUUGAGAUCAUGAGAACUAGACUUGCUGAUUCAAUAGAUUAUGAUCAAUUAUUGUAA
Yamadazyma jaroonii is the source of this 1254-nucleotide messenger RNA. Lineage: Eukaryota; Fungi; Ascomycota; Pichiomycetes; Serinales; Debaryomycetaceae. The record is from the annotation of a GenBank genome assembly.